UCAAAAGACGAGCCUUGCGAAUCCAUGGAUUAAAAAACCAAAAGGGGACUUAACUUCACACAACUCUGAAAAGUUUUCCCAGAGAUAGCAGCUGCUGCUGUGGUGAUUUUCGUCCCGUUCAUGAGCUGCUAAAAAUAAAAGUCCCUGAGAGCUGAGCUGAGGGCGCACGGUCUGCGGCACAAUCCCAACAAGGACGCAAAGGAAAGCCUUCACACAGAAAGAUAGAGAGAGGUAACGGAGAGUGAGAGAGACUGAGAUAGAGAUCCUAUCUCACUCUCCCAGUUGAGGUCCUCGGAAGAUCGUGCGCAUCGUCUCGAAACUGCAGGACAAUGUCUAAAGCAACUUUAGCACUGCUCAUCUAUGGAAUCAUAAUGCAUCACAGCAUCAAUUGCUCACCCGUAGGAAUAAGCUUUCCAAGUAUAAGACUUGAAAGAGAGGUUUAUGAUGAGGGCGGCAACUCCUUACCAUCCCUGGAUUAUGAUGGAGAUCAGUUGGAGGUGAGAAGCCCCUCUUCUGUCGCAGAUGACGUCUUCGCCAUGUUCUACCCAUCAGAAAAAAGAAUGGAAAGGCAUGCAGACGGCAUGUUUAAUAAAGCCUACAGAGAAGCGCUGGGUCAGUUAUCAGCCAGGAAAUACCUUCAUUCUCUGAUGGCAAAACGUGUAGGUGGGGGAAAAACACUGGAUGACAGCUCAGAACCCCUCUCUAAGCGACACUCAGACGGGAUCUUCACAGACAGCUACAGCCGCUACAGGAAGCAAAUGGCUGUCAAGAAAUACCUGGCGGCAGUCCUGGGGAAAAGCCUUGAAGACAUAGGUUUUCACCAUGUCCUACAAGUGAUAGACUUUGAUGCCCUCCCGGACGGGGAUGAGCUUGACGCUUUUUUGGGAAACUGGCUGAAACAGUUUUCUCCCGAAUUUGCGGUGAGUUUCCGGCUCUUCCCGAGGAUGGGACUUCUCAAGUCUCUCCUUUUUUAUUUCUUUGUUCUUUUCUUUCUUCUCACUUUGUGAAGUUGUUUUAGUUUCUUGAAUCCAGCUUUUCUUUAACCUCAUCUGUGCUCCUCUCCUAAAUUAUAAACUAACUUCUAUGACAGUCAAGAAGAAAAGCUGUUAAAGAUGACUGAGCCAAAGAGAUCUGUAAAUCUGUCUUAAAGUAUAAGCUUGAAGGUUAGAUUGUUUUAAGUAGGGUUGUAAGUGGGGUUAUUAUCCAUCAUAGUUCACUUAUCUAUUACCAAAAGACACUGUAUCGCAUUGAGUUUGUUGAGAAGUGAAUAAAUCCUUUGAGCAGUUAAAGGGUUUGGCCGCUCAAAUUACGUUUUGUUUAUUUAAAGCAGAAGGUUCUGCAUUUGCUCCUCUGUUCCAUAUGCAGGUAUUUUUCAGUUGGACAAAAACAAUUAUUUUGAAAGAUAUAAUCUCUUUAAAAAAAGUAAUUUAGGGUUUUUUUUAAGCCUGACAUUUGAAUUUAGCAGGACCUAUGAUAUUAUAGACCAAUUUAAACAUAUCCACUUUUUACUUGGGAACCAAAAAAUGUGAAGGAUCUAUUUUAUGUUAUCCUGACUUUGUUUUUAUUAAAGUUCAAAUGCUUGCAGAUGCUCGGAAAAUAAAUGGAAAGGGUGAUGAGUGUUCAUGAAAACACUAGCAACAGUUGCUUGGGAAAAUCUGUAGCCUAGACCAGCUUUAGUCAUUGUUAGGAUAGUCUCCCUUGGAAAUCAAAUCUGGUGUUAACAGUUGCUAAGUAAGGCAUGUAGCUGCUGACAUAUCCAUAAGUUGGUAAAAUACAUCAAUGCUGAAUUUGCAUAAUUGGCAGGAUGCACGUAACUGUAAUAGAUGGUGUAUGGAAAGCCAGCAACCGAAUUAGAUUAACAAGAAAAACAAUUCUCCCUAGGAUUCUCUGAUUUCUGAAUACUUCAAUUGCAUCUCUUCUCUGUUAUCUGACACACACCCAGAAUUAUUUGGCUUAAUCUCUUUAAGGAUUGGGCUGCUUUGUGAGAUUUGAGCUUAAUGGCUGGCAGCAACUAUUGCUCACUGAAAAGAAUAGGAAAAGUAUAAUUCAUAUAGCUUUGACACCACAACAAACCAAAAUAAGAUUUCUUUUCAGUUACAUUUAAAAAAGACUAAGUUGUUAGGUAGGCAACACUUGUCAUGUUAUAUAACACUCUCUGGAACAUUAUAGGCUUUGCUAAAUUGCUCAUUUAAAUCACAGAGACAGUGUAGAUGUAAAUGUGAUCAGGAGCUGACAAAAAGAAACUCAAAAUAUAGUGGUAAAAAUGAAAGAGACCAAGACAGAACCUAAAGUGAGAGAUGGCCAAAACUUUAAACCCUACAAAACUAAUAAAGCAUUCCAGGUAAUGUAAACAAUUCUCACAUUUGAGACUAAAAAAGUUCCGGAGUCUUUGGACUAAUUAGAUUGUUCCCUAAAAGUGUAUUUUGUCAGCAUAAUAUGUUCCUCAAAGAAAUUGUCAUGUUACAACAUUUUUUACUAAUUUGAUUAUCUAAACAGAAUUCCCAACACUAAAGCAGGGCUAACCAGGUUUUGUUUAUUUCUAAAAAAAAAAUGGUAUCUAAACCAGAUGUAUUUUUAUCAUCUAUUUCUAAUCAACUCCUGCGACUUGGCUUGUAUAGCCAUAAAAACAUUUAAAUCUACAAAAAGUGUAAUACAUAAGCAUCUUGUUCUGCUCCUUGAACUCUGCUGAGAUGCUAGUCCUCUAAUGCCAAUCUAAACUUGUUUCAUCUAUACUUAAUAUGAGCCACUGAUUGGUCCUUUUAAAAGCUUUUUUUUCUUUGUGGUUUCCGCUUAAUAAUUUAAAGAGCAGUUCUUCAAGGUUAUAACCACUAAAAAACAAGUGCUUCAUUUUCAACAUUGUAAUUUGAAUUGACUAGUGGUUUAGCUGCAUGCUGCCUUGUGUCCAGCCCACUCCUUCAUGGCUGCAGCUGAGUCUGCCGUAAAAGAAUUAGAUGGAGUGAAUCUAGACUAACUUGCAUUAUCCUUUGUGUGUUCUCUUUACAUUCUGAGGCUGACUUUUCCAAAAUUUUUGACAGAAAUAUAACAGAAAUGUCCCCUAAUUUCAGAAUUAUUUAGCCUCCUUAUCACUACCACUCAUGAAAAAGUAAAAUGUUGCAAAAAUUGCCUGCAGAAAAUAAUAUACAGUGCUCUUGUGAGCUGUGUAUUUGGGUCUUACAGCUUUGCAUUGCUUACUUCAUUUACCGUACAAAUGAAAAAAAAUAGGAAAUUUCCACUGUUACCUUGAGCUUGGGUGUGAUAUAAUUCCUAGCUCUCAGCUCCAACUUCAGACGCAAAUAGAACAAUAUAUAUUUUUCAGCUCUGAAAAUGUCGACAAUUCCCUUUAGUCAAAAUAAGCAUAACAGAAGCUAUAUUGAGAUGGCAAAUAACUUCAACAUGUAAACAUUAUGCUGAAUAAACAAUGGAUUUAUGAUAAGAGUUUCAAAAAUUAAUACACAAAUUUAUAGUAUUAGGGGUUAUUUUAAUCUAUGAUGUGUUUAAAUAUGGUCGUCAUAAUAUUUAUAAAAUUUAUUUGAAAACGCUGCUCAAACUGAACACAUUGUAAUCAUUUUACAAAUCACAAUGAAUCAUGAUAAACAGAAACAACAGAGAACAACAACCUGCACUUACAAUGUGUAGAUCUUCUGCAACAGAUGUGUUUUGAGUUUCAACUUGAGGCGAGAGUGUUAGUAUUGAACAUUUCUUGAGGAGGAGGGUUUUAGAGCUUGGGAGCAUAGCUGGAAAAAGCAUUCCUCCCCAUGGUGCUGAAACGAUAUGGACGAACAGUAGGGUGAAUGGAAGAGGAGGAUCUAAGGAUGCAGGCGGGAGUAGCGAUGUGAAUGAGAUCAGAGGGGUAGGGGGGACUGAGUGGAUAGCCUUGAAUGUGUACAGAAGGAUUUUGAAAUCUAUUCUGAAUCUAACUGGUAGCCAGUGGAGCUACUGAUUGUGUGCAGCUUAAUUCUGUGCCACUCGAAGCUUACAGAGUGAUUUUGGAGGAAGAUGAAAGAGAAGAGAGUAGUCAAUGCAAAAGGUGACAAGGCUAGGAUGGAUAAAUACUAAUGCAAAGUACAAGAAAAUGGAGCGAUGAUGUUCAAUAUUUGGUAAAUGAAAAUAUGCAGACCGGGUGCUGCUAUUGAUGUGAGAGGUGAAGGAUAGAGUGCUAUGGAGAAUGGAAUCUAGACACUUGACUUAAGGUGAAGAGGAGACCAUGGACUCAACAACUGGGAGAGAGAAAGGGUCAAAAAUAUGGAACAUAUAGAUUUGUGCUCUAUCUUUACUGAUGGAAAAUUACAAACUGAACUCUUGAUACUGAGAACACUGAGAGCUUCUUUAGAUUUCACAGAAAAAGCAUUGUGUCAUUGUCCUAAAAGAAUAAAAUACUGUAACUUCUACUUUGUGGAUCCAGAUACAUAUCCACUAUUUACACAGACAGCCCAUCAAAACUGACACAAACAUGAAAAGACCUGAUGGUUCACAAAAUCUGCUUAAUUUUCCUCCUCCUUAUGAAUUGGUGUUACAUACAUGUAAGAUACUGUAUCAUGUAAAUCAUGUAAAAGCUAUGAGCAGAGUAUGUGCCUUACAGAUAAUGGACAGUAUAAAAGUAAGAAAAAGUUUAAACAAUGAAUAUCUAUAACUAUAACUGCCUAUAAACAAGCAAACAUAAACAUAAUCUACUUGAAUAGUUGCAGAUGCUGAUUUCUUGUUAAAAUAAUUGUAAAGAAAGACCUAAGCUACAGUGAGAAGCUAAAUGAGAGAUCAAAAUAGUAACAGUAGGGAAGGCAGCAGAGUAGGACAAAGUAGCUGCUCUUUGGAUUCCCUCAGUUUUCCAUAAAUUCAAUGUGAUGUAAACUAAUUAGAACUUAAGACAUGCUCACUGAAUUAUGUUCAUACUAUCUUUUUGCAUUUGGACAUUGCAAAAUAUGAGAUUUGACAGGAGGAGCAGAGUACUUUUGAGGUUUUCCUCACCUAUUUUCCCCACUUCAACGGUGUUCAUAGAGAGAACCUCUACUUCUGACUCAUGUUAAGUGCCAAUGUUGUGUAUCUAUCAACUUCAAGGUAAUGUGUUUGGAGAUUUUCUCCUAUCUUUCUUUCCAUUUAAUAAGUAUCAAUGGCAUUUCAAAAGCAAACAAGAAGCAGAAAAAACAAAACAAAACAAAAAAAAUACAAAGAAAUGAUACUUGUUACAUGGUUUUCUCCAUCUGUGUGUUCUGUGUAAGGGACAUACAAGGUGGUUUGAACUCUAAUCUAUUGUGCUUCCCUAUUUUCUGUCAUGUGAACCGCUGUACAAACUUCAAGCAGACUGCAUGAUUAAAGUAAUUGCACCAGCUCAUUGCAUCUGUGCAGACAACUAGAUGGUUUUGCUUGCUUUCUGACUUCUACAUACAUACAUAUCUACUACUGCUGGAUGAUUUUUGUUCUUUUCACCUCACUCACACUGCUACACAAGUUGUGUGUUAACCCUUGUCAUGAAUGUACUUUGCUCCUGGUAAUAAUAUCUCAAUUUGAUGCAAUCUAUUAACGUUUAUUAUGGUUACUUUUUAAUGUUAAUUUUAAAGAAGAGGUUGUAUCUCAUAAUUUCUGGUUGCACAGAGGAAAAAAAAAGCUGUCCUGAUAAAUCACAAUUCGAGGAAGAAAAGCACAUAAACUAAGAUAAGCAGACAAUAAAUUUGUUUUUUAAGCAAAGCUAACCAAAUCAUUACUUGCUUACAGGUGCAUAUCAGUAAGUUACAAUAUCACAGAGACCACUUUAUUCAAGAUAAAAUGUAUAUUUCACAUAGUAGGAAAAAAGAAAACUUCCCCAUGAGGGUUGCUCAGAGGAUAUGCCACUAAAGCUCAUUGCUCAAAAAUGCCUGUCAUUUGGAAAGUGCUGUAAUCAAUAUGCAAUGACAGUUGAGUGGAAGUAAAAGUGUAUUCAAAAUUGGUGCACACACAACUGGGGUAAUGUAGCACAGAGCUAUAUAUAUAUAUAUAAAUAAUUUCCAAGGUUUUUUGACUGACAAGCUUUGAGCUUGUCUUUAAUGCUGGAUCUGCUGUGUCUUGUGUUCCUCUUGACUUAUACUAGAUUCAGAUUUGGGUUUAGGUCAGGCCAGUGAUAUUGUGGUAAUCAAACUAUGAAACCAUCAACAGUCUUUUUUUCUUUCUAAUCCCAAUUCAGGAGUGGCUUAACAAAAAGAACGUGAGACUUGCAGCCUACAUUCUAAAUAUAUAUCUAUUGUAUUUGGUGGCUCAGUAAGCUUUGAUUUAAGCUGCAGUUAAGGCAAUUUGAUUCUCAACAUUUUAAGUGCAUUAAUCAUCUCAUGUUCACAGGGUUUCAGUAGCCUUUGGAACUUUUUCUGAUAUACCUUUAUCUUCCACUCAACUUUUUCCUAAUUAUGCUCCCUUACAACACUAUGAGAGCAGCGGCAUUAUUCACAUUGUCUUUAAAAGACACCCUUUUUGUGUUAAAAAUCUUCAAAUGUAUUUUUUUAUUUCAUGUGCAGUUAGAUAUCGCUAAUCUAGAUUAAAAUACAAAAAAAAAAAAAAACUGCUUAAGAUAUAUAAAACUAUCUCUAAAUUGAAUCCCUAACACUGACAAACUCUUUGAUGGUAUUCUAAUUCAUGGAGAUGCACCUGCUUAGGACCAUUAAGAGAACAGGGUUAAAGUUUUGCUGUCCCUAUGUUUUUGUAUCAAUCUUUCUUUGCUUCUGCAUUUCCCUCCAGGCUUUGUGACGCAGGGGAGCAGUUUGCAGCUGUGGUGCCUUGCAUCGACUCUAAAAAAAAAAAAAAAAACACACAAAAAAAAAAAAUAUAAAAAAUGAAUUGCCAUGAAUCACGAAUGGCUAUUUAGUGGCCCUACAAUGCUGCACAUCUUUGGCUCACGCUUCAUUGUCAUUUUUCGUUGUUGUCCUCCUUGUGUUCCAGGUGUUUGAUAUGAUCUUUAGCAGCUUAGGCGUCCAGGUGUUCUGCUUGCACUGCUUUUUGUUCUGCAUUCUGUUUUAGAAAUCUAGGUUUUUGUGAAAAAAGCGGGGGAAGGAGAAGAUGACAGCUCCUCCAAGAAAAAUGACAUAUAUGAUAAUGAAAGCGCCAAUAGCCUUACCAAUUGAGUUAAUCUUCAGAGAUAUAUACAUAUAUAUAGAUAUAUAUAUUUACUGUGUGGAAAGUGAAUCGUAGAUUACUUUAAGAGUCAAGUCAAUAAAUGUUUCAAA
Molecule: messenger RNA, 7181 nt
Organism: Cyprinodon variegatus (sheepshead minnow)
Lineage: Eukaryota; Metazoa; Chordata; Actinopteri; Cyprinodontiformes; Cyprinodontidae
Product: glucagon family neuropeptides-like
Exons: 6
Coding region: 330-1007 (225 amino acids)
Biological process (GO): positive regulation of ERK1 and ERK2 cascade; adenylate cyclase-activating G protein-coupled receptor signaling pathway; neuropeptide signaling pathway
Cellular component (GO): neuron projection; perikaryon; extracellular region
Molecular function (GO): pituitary adenylate cyclase activating polypeptide activity; peptide hormone receptor binding; neuropeptide hormone activity
Source: RefSeq, a predicted model, not a curated record